CCCAUUUUCCCGAUGGGCCAACAGGCUCGACGAAGCUAAGCGGCUUGCUCGAGGUCGCCCUCCUGGGAAGUGGCAGAGCCCAUCCUAAAGCCCAGGACUGCCUCUUUGCAGUCACCGGGCAGCCCUAACCCUCGCUUGGGCGCAUUCUGGUGAAGCCUGCGUGGGGGGUCGUUACACACACACACCCCGGCCCAAUCCCCCCAUCGGUGGUGUGGUCUGGCUUGCCACGCUUGAUGCUGUCCUGCACAGCCCGGCUCGGGUUUGAGUGAGGUCCUAAGGAGGAAGUCCCCACCACCUCCCACUCAGGGUCUCAAAAGAGGGGAUAGACGAGACAGUCACGUUGAUACAACAUCAGGGCGUGUUGAAAGCAAACCGACAGCCCUCGGUGUGGAAGAAUGGCCGUGAGCCACUCGGUGAAGGAGCGGACCAUCUCUGAGAACAGCCUGAUUAUCCUGCUGCAGGGCCUCCAGGGCCAGGUGACCACUGUGGACCUGCGCGACGAGAGCGUGGCCCGUGGACGCAUAGACAACGUGGACGCUUUCAUGAACAUCCGCCUGGCCAAUGUCACCUACACGGACCGCUGGGGGCAUCAGGUCGAGCUGGACGACCUCUUCGUGACAGGCCGUAACGUCCGUUACGUCCACAUCCCGGAUGAUGUGAACAUCACGGCGACCAUUGAGCAACAGUUGCAGGCCAUCCACCGGGUGCGCAACUUUGGCGGCAAGGGCCAAGGCCGGCGGGAAUUUCCCUCCAAAAAGUAUAAAUGAGCCGGCUCGACAGCAAGCGCCGUCCCCACUCAAGUUCCCCCCGGGGUUCUGCCGAGCCAACCGCCUGCGCCGCCUCCCUGCCCAGAGCCCAGAGAGCGCGCGGGGCCAGCCCAGAAACGGGUGUCUCUGAGAGACACCCCUGUCACAGCUGCCUUUCACAGGGUCCCAUCUCCUAGCCCCCCCCCCCCCCCCCCCCCCCGGGAUCCUGUCUCUCUGCCUGUGGCCUUGAGGCCGGGGACAUUGAUCACCUUGUGAUGAUUUGCAUCAGAAUCUGAUUUACUGAUUUAGGGAAUCUGCCAAGUAGUUUCCAACCCUCUCCCAGUGAGAGUUACCAAGUGUACUUAGCCUGGGCCACCCCUCAGUGUUCCGGUUUCCCAUGGUUGUUUUUCUUUCUCAUAAAACUUGGAUGCAAAC
Messenger RNA from Felis catus (domestic cat), 1181 nucleotides. RefSeq names its product LSM10, U7 small nuclear RNA associated (gene LSM10). The record is from RefSeq and is a predicted model, not a curated record. Gene Ontology annotation, cellular component: cytoplasmic U snRNP body; nuclear body. Gene Ontology annotation, biological process: mRNA 3'-end processing by stem-loop binding and cleavage. Bases 396 to 767 code for a protein of 123 amino acids. Gene Ontology annotation, molecular function: histone pre-mRNA DCP binding; U7 snRNA binding. Lineage: Eukaryota; Metazoa; Chordata; Mammalia; Carnivora; Felidae. The transcript is spliced from 2 exons.